Molecule: messenger RNA, 1167 nt
Organism: Penicillium olsonii
Lineage: Eukaryota; Fungi; Ascomycota; Eurotiomycetes; Eurotiales; Aspergillaceae
Source: the annotation of a GenBank genome assembly
AUGGCCGCGCCCGGCCCCAACCCCCAGCAAAUGGCGGCCAUGCAACAGCAGUUCGCCGCAGAAGCCGCCAAACGAGGGAUGACGCCCCAGCAGUUCGCCGAGAAGCAACGCGAGCAACUCACAGCCGAUGCAGCCAAACUCGGCCUGACCCCCGAGCAAUACGUUUUGCAGUUGCGGGCGCGAGCAAUGCAAGCUCAUCAGCAACAAUACCAAGCUCACCAGCAACAACAACAAGCACAAGCACAAGCCGAGGGACAACAGCAGCCUCAACAGCCUGCUCCCCAGCAACACCAGCAUCAGACUACACAGCAGGUUCCCGUGAACCCCAACAACCCUCCUGAUCCCAAGGCGAUUGCCGUGGCCAACUGGCUGCGGUCGCAGAACCUCAAGCCACGUACAUGUAUCAUGGACGGGCAGCGCAAGGACAUGUUCAAAGUCAAAAGAGCAAUUCGCGCCAUUGAAUCCCCCGCAUACGCAAAAGCCGCCGCAAAGAAAAACUCCCUCCUUCCCCCCGUGACCGACCGUGCCUCUGCCGAGAACGUAUUCAAGCUUCUCCCGCUUUCUCUGCUGGCACUGCGAGUGACCAAGGUCGACCCGCAUGCUGGACACAACCACGCCAAGCCCAAGAACCGCACCAAGGGCCUCUGGACCGUCAAGAUCGAGCAGCAUCAGGAGACCGAUCCAAUGAUGCACUACGUCUGGCUAUAUGAUGGACCCCAGUGGAAGCAAAAGGCGAUGGCCGCCGCCGUGGUGGCAGGUAUCUUCGCCGUUGUCCUGUUCCCACUGUGGCCCAUGAUGCUGCGCCAGGGAGUGUGGUAUCUGAGUGUUGGUAUGAUGGGACUGCUGGGACUGUUCUUCGCCAUGGCAAUCUUCCGUUUGAUUCUGUUCUGUGUUACUGUCUUCACUGUUGCGCCCGGUCUGUGGCUUUUCCCCAACUUGUUCGAGGAUGUCGGAUUCUUCGACAGUUUCAAGCCUCUGUGGGGCUGGCAAGAGACCAAGAAGAGCAAAAAGUCCAACAAAGCCAAGGCCCAGGCUGAGUCUGCGUCGGCCGUUGAAUCCGCUCCUGCAUCAGCUCCUUCCGCUACUACAUCCUCCGCCGAACCUGCCUCUGCUCCCUCUGCGGCGAGGCGGAACUUGACUGCUCAGGUGGAAGAAGUCGAAGAGUAG